AUGGAAUCUUACGCCUCUUCCUCUUCAGCCUCCACCACCACAUACUUGUCCCAAACCAUACAACCAACAAAGGGUUCAAUUUCAACCUCAAAGCAGCUUCCCAAUCACCAGUCAUCACUCCACUCGGUUCGAAAAUCUUCGUCGAAGCCAUGGAAGAAACCUGCUGUUGCACCACUUCCACCAACCCUACCAAGAAUCUACAAAGUUGACCCCAUUAACUUCAGGGAGCUUGUCCAGAUCCUAACCAGCGCGCCAGAGUUUAUGGAGACUCGGUCUCUCCAGAGCGUAGCUCCUCCACCGAUCGAUAUCCCUGUGUCUUCUGUACCAAACCAUGUCCCUUCUUCUUCACAAAAAAUUAGCUCACCAUUUUCGGUUAUGUACAAGGAAUUGUCGGAUACAUUGGAGCUGAGUCCGAUGCCUCGCCAACAGAACGUGCAUGAUAGCACGGUGGACUCGAGUUACCUGAGACUGAAUUUGCAGUCCCCGUCUUCCCAUCAUUGGUUUUCUUUCCCUAUGCUCAGCCCAGGGACUUUGUCCAGUAUCGAACGACCCGAAGUUCUUUAG
Malus domestica (apple) is the source of this 564-nucleotide messenger RNA. RefSeq lists its product as uncharacterized. The record is from RefSeq and is a predicted model, not a curated record. NCBI's taxonomy places the organism in Eukaryota, Viridiplantae, Streptophyta, Magnoliopsida, Rosales, Rosaceae.